Stegastes partitus (bicolor damselfish) is the source of this 1443-nucleotide messenger RNA. RefSeq names its product potassium channel tetramerisation domain containing 12.1 (gene kctd12.1). Gene Ontology annotation, biological process: protein homooligomerization; regulation of G protein-coupled receptor signaling pathway. The coding region runs from base 39 to 899 and encodes 286 amino acids. Gene Ontology annotation, molecular function: protein binding. Gene Ontology annotation, cellular component: presynaptic membrane; postsynaptic membrane; signaling receptor complex. The transcript has a single exon. The record is from RefSeq and is a predicted model, not a curated record. NCBI's taxonomy places the organism in Eukaryota, Metazoa, Chordata, Actinopteri, Pomacentridae.
CCACUGAUCCCACAUCAGUGCAGCGGCGCAGAGAGAAGAUGGCACUGGCCGACACCGAGCGCGGAGUGUCCAGCUGCGGGGACUCGCCGUUCUCCGAGAUCAUCGAGCUGAACGUCGGCGGACAGGUUUAUGUGACCAGACACAAAACUCUGGUCGCCGUCCCAGACUCGCUCCUGUGGAACAUGUUCAGCAAGAAGUCGCCCAAGGAGUUGGCGAGAGACAGCAAAGGGCGCUUCUUCUUGGACAGGGACGGCUUCUUGUUCCGCUACAUCCUCGAUUACCUCCGAGAUCUCAACUUGGUCCUUCCGGACUACUUCCCCGAGAAAAGUCGACUGCAGAGGGAGGCGGACUUUUUCCAGCUGCGGGACCUCGCCAAGCGCCUCAGCCCGCGGAUGAGUAAGGACAACUCGAUCAGCGAGGAGAUCAGCCAGAGCGACACAGAAGAAGGCGCGCAGCAAUGCGGCUCCUCCGGCGGCAUGGAGACUUUACGCACCGUGUCCGUGAGCGGGGCCAUGCGCUCCCCGUCACUGGACUCCAGAAAGUCGGGCUAUAUCACGAUAGGAUACCGCGGCUCGUACACUAUCGGCAGAGACAUCCAAACCGAUGCCAAAUUCAGGAGAGUGGCGCGCAUCACGGUUUGCGGGAAGACGUCUCUGGCCAAAGAAGUGUUCGGGGAGACGCUGAAUGAGAGCAGAGACCCGGACAGGCCCCCGGAGAGGUACACCUCCCGGUACUAUCUUAAGUAUAAUUUUCUAGAGCAGGCAUUUGACAAGCUGACAGAGGUGGGCUUCCACAUGGUGGCCUGCAGCUCCACAGGCACCUGCGCCUACACCAGCAAUGAUCCAAACGAGGACAAAAUUUGGACAAGCUACACCGAAUACGUGUUCUGUCGGGAAUAACCAUCAUCCCAUGUUUGUGUAAAUAUACAUUUCAUAAUCUAUAGGGGAAUGUCUUUAGCAAGCUGGUUGUGCUGAAUGGUAACAUUUGUUAAGGGCGACAGACUGCCAGAUAUAGUUCUAUCAUUAGACACAAAAUGCCCCCAAAAUAGAUUUUACGCACAAUUUUUUUGCAGGAUGUCGAGAUAUGCAGUUCGGAUGUUUUUAAUGUGAGUUGAUGCACUCAUCCAAAGCCCUGUUGCGUGGUAAACACCAAGAAAAUGUCAUCAUCUCCAUCUCAUCAAACUGCAUGUCAGUGUUUCAGUCAUAUCUGACUCAGUGCUGUGUGAAUUGAGUGGCAUCCAGGAACAGACAAGCAGCAAUUAGUAUUCAGUGUCAUUGUAACUUCUAGGCUUUGCUUGAGCACUUGUUUGGCCAAGUUUUGUAUUAUCUAAUAGCUUUUAUGACAGUUCUAUCACUGACAUGAUUGUAAGUGUAUGUGGAGUGUUGGUAGAGUUGUAUUUGUUAUAAACCUGUUCAAAUAAAAUCUUCUACUCUGUUAUUCUCA